GGAUCAUAGAAUUCGUAGAAGGUAUAUUGUUUAGCCAAGACAGUGAGUGAACUAAAGUGGACGUCAGUUAUUGAAAUUGGAAAAAAUUUAUAAUAAUUGUUCAGUUUUUUUGUUGACUUAAUUUAAUCUGACAAAAUGAAUGAAGCUAAUGAAUUGCCACCAGGAACAGCGUCGCUACUCGAAGAACUCGAGAAAAAACUUAUGGUUCUGUUGAGAGAUGGCAGAACAUUAAUUGGAUAUCUCAAAAGUGUUGACCAAUUUGCUAAUAUAGUACUUCAAAGUACCAUCGAGAGAAUUCAUGUUGGCGAAGAGUAUGGUGAUAUCCCGAGAGGUAUUUUCAUAGUGAGAGGAGAAAAUGUUGUACUGUUAGGAGAAAUAGACAGAGAAAAGGAAAAGGUUUUACCAUUAAAAAAGGUGACAGUAGAUGAAAUUUUGGAUGCUCAAAGGCGUGAACAAGAAUCGAAGCAAGAACAGAAGAAGCGAAUGAACAAAGCUUUGAAAGAGAGAGGUUUCUCGUACAUACCAGAUUUAAGUCAUGAGGAUAUGUAUUGACCUACAAGUGUAUCUAUUCUGUUUUUUGUAUGGACUUUAAUUAAUUUACAAUUAUUAAAAAUAUAACUACUAUAUGA
Linepithema humile (Argentine ant) is the source of this 629-nucleotide messenger RNA. It is a transcript of the gene LSm1, whose product is annotated as U6 snRNA-associated Sm-like protein LSm1. The record is from RefSeq and is a predicted model, not a curated record. Gene Ontology annotation, molecular function: RNA cap binding. Lineage: Eukaryota; Metazoa; Arthropoda; Insecta; Hymenoptera; Formicidae. Gene Ontology annotation, cellular component: Lsm1-7-Pat1 complex; P-body. Gene Ontology annotation, biological process: deadenylation-dependent decapping of nuclear-transcribed mRNA.